AUGGGACGACGCAAGAUCGCUAUCGAACCGCUCUCUGACGAACGGAACCGGUCUGUGCAAAAAAAAGAACAACCCACUAACACCUCACAGUCUCAGCCCCACGAAUCUAAGGGUCCAAACGACUUUGACGCAAACGGCCGAAAACGGAACAAUGCAGCGGCAAAAGCCGCUGCCAGAGCGUUACAUGCGCGAUCCAGAUCAGAGUUGAAUGCAAGUGAUAAUCAGGAUAUCACUGAUGACGAGGAUGACGAAGAUGAUGAGGAUGAGGAGGAAGAAGAAGAAGAGUUUGAUAUUUCCUCGGUGAAAAAAGAGGAGGAGACGGUAGUCAGAAAAGCUGCUGGUAGUGGAGGUGGUGGAAAUCGCCGAAAAAGCAGUCGGUCGAGUCCGAAAAAUGGACUGGUAUCGAUAAAUGGGAGAGGUGCUGGAGCUGGUGGUGCGAGUGGGAAUUCGAAACAUAAAAAGUCGUCAUCGAAUCAGUCGGCGACCGGACAACAAACUGGUCCACCAAUAGGAGUCUAUCAUAGUCAUAAUAUGGAGAGUCUUGCUCGAGAAGAGAGUAGGAAACAGUUGGAAGAAAGUCGGCGUGCGAGCGAAGAACAACAACAACAUCACCAACAACAACAACAAUUACAGCAUCAACAACAACAACAGCAUCAGCAUCGUCUUCAACAGCAACACCGACAAUCUCUCCAGCAGCAGCAGCAGCAGCAACAACAACAGCAUCAACAAACUCUCCAGCAGCAACAGCAUCAGUUGCAGCAAUUCGCAUCGUACCAGAACUUUGGUCAACCAUCUCCACAGUUUCAAUUUCAACAGCAUCCAACUCCACAGCCCCAGCAUCAGCAGUCGCACCAGCAGUCGCAACAGUCGCAACAACAACAGCAGCAGCAACAGCAGCAGUUGAACGCUCAAAUAAACACACAUGCAUCUCAGUUCCGAAGGAGCCACCAUCGGUCGACCUCGAGUUUGUCGAAUGUAGACUCGGUCGUAUCGCUUAAUGCUUAUACUGGAGGGUCUGGCGACCCUGGAUCGGGUUUCGAGUACACUGCCAGUCCAUCGUUUACAAAUCCCCAGGACCCACAAGACCAACAGCAGCAACAGCAACAACAGCAGCAGCAGCAGCACGAUUUGAAUCAAAGAAGAGCUACUGAAUGGCAAAUGUUUGGAGUCAUGCAACCAAGAUCACAAUCUGUUGAUAUCGACCGACGGUAUUACCAAGGAUCACCACAGCCUAUUAAUCGGUUCUCACCCAGUGGAGGUUCAGUUUCUAGCAGCAUGCGACCUAAACUGAAAGUACAAAUUCCAAUGGGUGAUUCUGGUGAGAGUCAGAUCAGUUCAUCUGAACCAUCUCGUGAUGCGAAAGACAGACCUCUGACUGACGAAGAUGGUCGAGUUGGUAAUGUGGCAGGUGACCACCAUCAAGGAUCGAAUAGUCUGAACCAGGGGUCUGGCAAUAAUAGUCGAUCUGGUAAUAACAGAGGACCGACUCCCGGACCAAAAGAAGGAGGCACUUCGUCAGGAUCCGGUUUACAAUCGACACCUCUAUCGAAUAGAGACGGGCCAUUGUCAGCAGGUCCUAAUAGUGCUGGUGGAACUGGUAGUGGAGGUCCAUGGGGUUCAUCUCUGUUAUUACCACCUCCGUCUCCAUCCAGUUAUCUCAGUAACAAUGGUGGACCCAACUUGUCGACUACAGUUGGACCAGGUAACCCGUUCGGACGACCUCCUUUGGUAUCCAGUAAUGGCGAGCAAACGCCUCUGUCAGCAGCACUUCCAUCGAAAUACGUUAACGACCUGUUACCUUCGCCGUCGAACUUCUAUGGCAGCGAAUGGAAUACCCAUUUUGGGCCUCCUUCUGCGCUGGGUUACGGUGGAGGACUUCCCUCGUCUGGCGGUUUAGGCUCUGCAUUUCCUGGCCAGAACAGCGGACUUCCCGCUUCAGCAACCUCUGGUGUGCCAGCCGGCAGCAGCUCCUCGAACUCUCAAUCUCUACAGCAGCCGCCUGUAGGUAUUGGUAUCUCACUAGGAGGACUUCUCGGCUCGCGAAGCCACCUGUCUGCCGACAUGCUCCCGUCGCCUCUGCAGUUCAACUCGACUCCCGUGGUAGCCUCAUCUGCUCACUCGCUCGCUGGCGACGUCCGGGCCUCUCCAACCGAAAAGAAACGCGACCGCAACGGCGAUAUGGCCGCCGGCCCGUCCAAACGACUCAAAGCCGACAACUCGGGCCUCUGA
Messenger RNA from Sugiyamaella lignohabitans, 2229 nucleotides. RefSeq lists its product as uncharacterized. The transcript is spliced from 2 exons. The record is from RefSeq and is a predicted model, not a curated record. NCBI's taxonomy places the organism in Eukaryota, Fungi, Ascomycota, Dipodascomycetes, Dipodascales, Trichomonascaceae. Bases 1 to 2229 code for a protein of 742 amino acids.